Messenger RNA from Pan troglodytes (chimpanzee), 5705 nucleotides. RefSeq names its product neuroblastoma breakpoint family member 6-like protein. Bases 152 to 592 code for a protein of 146 amino acids. Lineage: Eukaryota; Metazoa; Chordata; Mammalia; Primates; Hominidae. The transcript is spliced from 8 exons. The record is from RefSeq and is a predicted model, not a curated record.
UCCUAUCAGAGCCUGAAUCACAGACAGUACCUUAGACUCUAAGCUUAGGCACCUUGUGCCUUGUUUCUGUGGCUAAGGAUUCUCAGAGUUGUGGGAUGCUGAAGAAGUUUAUCCCAAAAGCUCUCAUUCUACUUCCUCAACAAACUUCAUCAUGGCAUUAUCUCCCACCACUUGUUUUGGUCCAAGGGCAGAAAUGAGCAUCCUGGAAACCAAUCAGUACUUGCUCUCUGAACUGGAAAAGUGCAAAGAGAACUUCCAAGACCUCACAGAGAAAUUCCUGACAUCCAAAGCUACUGCCUACUCCCUGGCCAAUCACCUGCAGAAAUACAAGUGUGAAGAGUGCAAAGACCUUGUAGAAUCUGUGCUGGAGGAGGAGCUGCAGUUUCAGGAGAGAGAGCUGGCUGAAUUGCUGAGGCCAGCUGCAAGGCUCCGGAUACAUGAUCCCUUAAUUCAGGCUCAGGGUGAAGAACUGACCCACUUACGACAGAAGAUACAGGAAGGGAGAGGUGUCUGCUACCUUUUCACCCAGCAUGUGAAGAACACAGUCAAGUCUUUUGAGGGCCUUCUCAGGAACACUGGCAUUGCCUACUAGAGACAGAGAUUCCGUGAGCAAAUGGUGCAAGGAAGCCAGCUAACAGAGAUCCUUGUCAGAAAACUUGCCACAGAAUCACCCCCAAUUCUCACUAACAAACUGAGAAGAAAAAAAAGAAUUACCCCCAAGAACAUCUGAGGAAGCACAACAGCGACAGACUUGAAGGCACCUGGGCAGUCCUCUGGUUUUGGAGUAGAGAAAAUCACAAUGGUAAGAAAAAUGAAGACAGGCAAAAGCCACUGGCUCCCAGGCUCAGGAGGGAAGUCCAGGAGGAAGAAAUGGAUGAAGUCCUGGAGGACUCACUAGAUGAACAGUAUUUGACUCAUUCCAGCCACCAUGACUCCCACCAGCUUCCCAGCAGCAAUGCCUUCCUCCCUGAUGCACAGGAAGACCCCUCUGCUCUGGAUAUAGCCAAAGAUGAGAUCCAGAACCAGCAGCAGCACCUGAAGGAGACCCUUUUCAUCAACAACUGCCUGUGAGAAAAGCUAGAACGUCAUCACAGCAGCUUUGAUGAAGAAAAUGGUAGGAGAGGCCCAAGUCGGCCUGCUUCUGGCAAUAUGUAUUUUUGUAAAGGUGUGUGACUGGGGCAGUUUUAUAGAUUUCAAGCACUUUGACAUACUUUACUUCACUUAUUCAUUACAAAUGUCCCAGCUAGAGAGGUAGGGCAGCUACUAUCAUUCCUAUUUAUAGGUAAAUAAAUAGGCUUAAAGGUUUGCCUCCAUCUUAGAAGUAUCUACCUCUAAAAUCAUUCUUGUGAUUCCUAGACUGUCUGCUGUCUUCUGUCUGCUGCUGUACACUGCCUGCUGUCUCUCUGCUUCUUAUGUGAUUGGCAUUCAGUAGAACCCAGGUUUCUCAGCACCUCACGUAGCAGAAUGAGAGUCUCCUCUGCUGCCCUCCUCAUCAGCUUCCCUUAUGUCUCAGUUACUCUUCAUUCUACCACCCCAAGGUGGUUCUCUCCAACCCCCCUCCUCUUAGAUUGUUCUCACACAGAGGCCAUCAUUUCAUAACAUUGUGCUGGGCCAGAAGAACCAUAAGCAGGUCCCUUCCCAUACCAAAGCAGCAAAUAUUUCAGAAAAGCCUCCUUCAUAUUGCAGCCAUUGGACAUGAUAAUACAUGUGAUGUGCUGGCAUUUGUUGAGAAUCAUGAGAAAAUUAAGCUACUGCCCCAUCACACUAAAGUUCCUGCCCUGAGUCCCCACGGUUUUCUCCCUUGGCUAAGACAGGAAGACACGAAAUGAGCAGAAAGCAUUCUCUUAAGCAAACGUGUAUAACUUGCCUAAAUUGUAAUUAUUUCCUGGAACAGGAUGCACCUCUAACCUCCACAGGCAGAUCAUAGAUUCCAUUUUCCAGCUGUAUAAUGAAAACAGAGUUCUCAGAGAAUAUCGGAGACUCCCCCGACUUGCCUGAAUCAAAUUUCCAGAGAUAAGUGGUAAAAGGCUACAAUAUGAAGUCACUCUCAGAUGGGUCCCUUCUCUUGUCACACUCCACUGUAGAAACAAAAGAGGACGGGGAGGCCAGAGCUGCUCAAAACCUUAUAACCCACAAUUCUCAUAGUUAUUCUCAACUUAGAGAGGGCUGAUUUCUAGACGCACCCCCUCCAGGCCCCCAGACUGCCAGGCUCCAGGAAUAAGUAGCUCUGAGAAAUACAGUAUUUCGGCGCAAGCCACACUCCACUAUUGCAAAUUGGAGAAGAGAAGGACAAACUUAAAAGGUGAAAAGAUUUAAGAGAACAAAAUGGUGAAACCCCGUCUCUAAUAAAAAUACAAAAAUUAGCUGGGCGUGGUGGCACGUGCCUGUAGUCCCAGCUACUCAGGAGGCUGAGGCAGGAGAAUCACUUCAACCUGGGAGGCAGAGGUUGCAGCGAGCCAAGAUUGAGCCACUGCAUUCUAGCCUGGGUGACAGAGCAAGGCUCCAUCUCAAAAAAAAAAAAAAAAAAAAAAAAAAAAACAAGAAAGAAAGAAAGAAGAAAACAAUUAUUUUAAUUGAAUACAUUUUGUCAAGAUUAAAUCAACUUUCCCCUAGAGUACUGAAAGAAUAAGCAAUCAUAAUUUAGAUUCUAAGUUACUGGUCUUUGAGAAAGUGUGAAAACCAAAAAGGUGCCAUAAGCCAAAAAAGGAGCAAAAGUCCUAAUUUUCAAACCGAUGAAAAUGAAGUACUAAAAAAUUGAAAUCAUCAUAGUUCAUCUUGGUCCUUGGCAAAAUACAAAUUUAUUGAUUGAAAUUAUAGUAUCCUAGCUACCUUAUUGUGCCUAGCUCUUACCACUGAGGAGAAAAACCAAACACAAACAAAAGUAUGUUCAAAUUGGCAAAAAUGUUUAGAAACCUGCAAAAUCUCUUCAGUCUAUCCCUUAAACUCCAGACUUGGUAUUUACUAAGAUCUGCUGUGUACAAUACCCACCUUAAUAUCCAUUCUUGCACAAGUUCUGUUAGGUAUAAGCCAAGAUCACAUGGGAUUUUUUUUCCAACCCUCUCCUGCCUAUGUUUGUUUUUGCUUCCAAAGACCCUUCUGAGUAAGGACUGUCCUCAGACUACUGGAGUCACUUAGUCACAAGCUUGCCUGAGGCUCAGAGCUGGCAAUACCUGGGAGUUUAUGUCAAUCCCACAGCACCCAGCAACCCUGCCUGCAAAGUAUUUACCCAUGAUUGACAGGUGCAGGUGUAUGAAAGUCCAGCUCCUUGGCUUCAGGGGUGCCUUUGUGGUGAAUUAGCUUUGGGAAAAGGGAAUCCAGAGGCCAACUUUGUAAAAAUCCAGAUAGAUAAAUGGAAAGAAAUCUUUGCCUUGGAAGUCCAAUUGAGAAAGAUAGUGAUUUACUUGAGACUGUGAAAAGAGAGACUAAAAUCUUUACUUUCUCAUGGGAAAGAAGCCUAUGGUGAAAGAGAAACAAAGAGAAUGGUGGGAAAUAGGGUGGGUCUACUCAGUAGCUUUAAACCAUUCUGUCAUAUUAUAAAGCCUGGUGAGGUUUUAACUAACACAAGUGCCUGGACUCUACACAUAGAGAUUCUGAUUUAAAUGCUUCCAGGUGGGUGGAAGACACUAGUAGUCUUAAAAAGCUCCCAAGUAAUUUUAACAUGUGGCUAAAGAUGAAAAGGACCAUCUAUCUACUAGAAUGUCAAGUCACCAGCAUAGAAGUGUCCCAAAUGUGCAGCUACCUCAUAGAAAAGGCUUAACCCCACCCAUUGAUGGAAUUUGCCUUCCUCCCUCCAUGGUCUUGUUUGCAUAGCAUGGAAAAAAAGAGAAGAGAAAAAGAGGUAGAUGGAUAGAUUGAACCAAUAAUUUGCCUAUGUAGAGCAGUUUCUCAAACUUUUCUAACCACAAGAUGCAGUGAGAAAUAUACAAUUCUUUGUGAUCAGUUUUUUAAAAAUCUUUUACUAUGUGUAAUCCACCCUACCUAGUAUUUAAAUAAAGCCUGUAGUAGUAAGCAGUCCACUAUAUUGAUUUCACAACCAUAAUUUGUUCAGAAGUGCACUUAGAAAAUUUUUACUUUUGGUCAGGGUGGUGGCUUGUGCCUGUAAUCCCAGCACUUUGGGAGGUUCACCUGAGGUCAAGAGUUUGAGACCAGCCUGACCAACAUGGAGGAACCCUGUCUCUACUAAAAAAAAAAAAAUAGCUUGGCAUGGUGGUAUAUGCCUGUAAUCACAGCUACUUGGGAGGCUGAGGCAGGAGAAUUGCUUGAACCCUGGGGGUGGAGGUUGUGGUGAGCCGAGAUUGCACCAUUGGACUCCAGCCUGGGCAACAAGAGCGAAACUGUCUCAAAAUAAAAAAGAAAGAAAAAGAAAGAAGGAAAAAAGAAAAAAAAUUUUUCACUUUUGCUCAGGCUUUUUAUCAAGCAAAAUCCCAAAAGGACAUUUACUGUAAAAGAACAUCGACUAUAAACAUCUUUCUGUGAAUCUUUAUUUCUGUCCCAGCCACCAUGACCCAAUAAUCUCUAAAGCCUGUUAGUGUUCUCCAGAUUGAAGCCUUCCCUCUAACUGCUCCUAAACUCUGUGAUGUAGUGGGAAAGGUUUGAGGCCUCGAUUCUCAGCCCAGGUUUUUCACCUAGAGAUCAUAUGGCCUUAGCCUCUUGACACCAUUGUCUCCUUAUGGCCAAAUAUGGACCUGAACUUGGGUGGUAUCUGAGCACCCUGUUGGCUUUGACAUUCUAGGGCUCUUCCCUUGGCACCACUCUCUUAUUUAAAAGGAAUAGGAUGUGGACUUAGGAGGGCUUUUUCUCUGCAAACUAUCCUCUCUUUCUUAUGACAAGCUAUUUCUGAAUGUGCAUACUUGAGGCUAAGCAAAUCCCUUCCUGGGAGGUGUGAAAGAUCUUUAUUUCUCUCCAGAGGAGUAUUAUGGAGAGUCAGUUGAUGCUGAGGAGGUGGUAGAGACCUAGCUAACUCAUCUUCAGCAGCUUUGAGCAAGGCUUUUAGAAUCAUAAGGUGGCUGGGGUCCUGUGUCCUACACCACAGGCCAGCUAGUUCAUUUCAGGAGACUUUCUUUUCAAUCUAUUAUUACUAUCUUCUUCUAGACUGUAGUUCACUACCAGAGAUUAUCCACUUAGCUGCACUCAGUUUGCACCUGGCCUGUAUCACCACUUAGCUCUCACUCUAGCCUCAGUUAGGUAUCAGCAAGACCUCACCAAAGAUUAUUGUUUCACUGUAUGCGUGUGUGUGUGUUUUUGUUUGUUUCAGAUAACAACUAAUGUUAGAACUAUGGAAAGCUCUUCUCUACUUUUAACAAAGCUUAGUCACAAACAGUUCCCCAGUUGAUGAGAAAAACCAAAACAACAGAACAAUUGAAAGUCCAAAUCUGAAAGCUCCAUCUCUGAGAAGCAAAUUUUAUAGCCACUCCAGAUUUGUAUCCAAAUGGACAGUUUGAUUGUAGAAAUCACAUCCCUUCCGCCUGCAAAUGUGAUAACUGCCCAAGAGACAGUGAUGCCUAGAUCCAUAGAUAAUCCCCUUUCCCCCAUCCUAUGUAUAACUGGAGUCAACAGCAGCUAGAGGAAAAUGGCAAGGACUUGGAACCAAGAUUAAGUUAGAAUAACACUGCUGUAGACUGCUUAUCAGCUCUUCAGCAUAUGUCCAUUUUCCUUGAGGGAUGAGCGUUUAGAAACCUCUGACAAUAAAGUUUAUUUUACACACA